Sinocyclocheilus rhinocerous is the source of this 1467-nucleotide messenger RNA. RefSeq names its product class E basic helix-loop-helix protein 41-like. The coding region runs from base 186 to 1454 and encodes 422 amino acids. The record is from RefSeq and is a predicted model, not a curated record. Gene Ontology annotation, molecular function: DNA binding; protein dimerization activity. The transcript is spliced from 5 exons. NCBI's taxonomy places the organism in Eukaryota, Metazoa, Chordata, Actinopteri, Cypriniformes, Cyprinidae. Gene Ontology annotation, biological process: regulation of DNA-templated transcription.
GUUCCUGUGAAGGCGCGCGUGCGCGGUAAUCUGGGCAAAGUGGCAGCUCAGACGAGCGCGCGCACACAUCGUCAUUCAGAGGUGCUGCGCGAUACCGGACACACCGCACUGCCGCUCCGCUGGUAGCCGACUGGAUUAACGAAACCUGAUUUUAAAAGAAGUGCACAAGAAAGUGGGACAAAGUUAUGGAUGAAAGAAUACCGAGAAUGCAAGGCAGACAGUUCCUGGAUCACGCGGAUUUCUUGGGGGUUGAAUAUUCGUCUCUCUACAUGUGCAAAUCCAAAAGAGCUGUGAAGAGAGAGGAAGGAAAGGACGCGUAUAAGUUACCACACAGACUGAUCGAGAAAAAGAGGAGGGACCGAAUAAAUGAAUGUAUUGGGCAGCUGAAAGAUUUAUUACCUGAACAUCUGAAACUUACGACACUUGGUCACUUGGAAAAAGCGGUAGUUCUUGAGUUGACGCUGAAGCAUUUGAACGCUUUGACAGCUGUCACAGAGCAACAGCACCAGAAGAUCAUCGCUUUGCAGAACGGUGAGCGAUCGUUGAAGUCCUCCCUCCAGGCUGACUUAGACACGUUUCACUCAGGCUUUGAAGCAUGUGCCAAAGAAGUCCUGCAGUAUCUGAACAAGGUGGAGAACUGGCCGGCGCGCGAGCAGAUGUGCACGCGACUCAUUAACCACUUACACAAAGUUUCCGUGCCGUUCCAGCCGGGCGCAGGGAUCCUGCAGCAGCCGUUGCCAGGUGACGACGCUCCAGAGCGGGACGCGCAGACAGAUACUCAAGCCAACUGUGUACCUGUCAUCCAGAGGACUCAGAACCUCGAGCUUAACGAGAACGACACGGACACCGACAGCGGAUACGGAGGAGAGGCAGAGAAAGGCGAUGGCAAAUGCGAGAAAGGAUGUGACACGGCCAAAGGAGUAAAGAUCAAGCAGGAGUUCGGAGAUGAACGUGUCACCAAAAAAGCCAAAAUGAACUGGUCUGCGAACGGUACGUCAGAUUCCACCAAUACCUGGCCGGACAUGGCGUUAAUGAACUCUUUAAUUGGAAUGACGGGUGUUGGUGGACAACAAACUCCUUUUUGCAUGCCGUUUUACUUUAUAAACCCGUCUGCAGCAUCGUACAUGCAUUUGUUUGAUAAGAGUCACUUGGAGAAGUUGGUGUAUCCAGCAGCGGCGGCGGCGCUGACCACCCCGUUCCCGUGGCUUUACCCCGGGAUUCCCACACACACCUCCGCUGCAGCCGCAGCUGCUGCUGCCAUCGCUUUCCCCAGUGCACCCGCCGAUAAAACCUCUGGAUUUAAUGCAGCAUCCUUAAAAGAUGACGCGCCGCCAUCUCCCGAUGGUGACCUGUCCAACGAGGCCGACCUGGCCUCUCCUGUGUCUGGGGAUCAUCAUGGCUCAAAGAGUGUCGCCAUUCAUCAGCCCCAAAGAAAUGAAAAUGAUGGUACAUAAAGCUGAUCUUUUG